Lycium ferocissimum is the source of this 1881-nucleotide messenger RNA. Its product is annotated as 3-ketoacyl-CoA synthase 20-like. The transcript is spliced from 2 exons. Gene Ontology annotation, molecular function: acyltransferase activity, transferring groups other than amino-acyl groups. Gene Ontology annotation, biological process: fatty acid biosynthetic process. Gene Ontology annotation, cellular component: membrane. The record is from RefSeq and is a predicted model, not a curated record. Bases 191 to 1744 code for a protein of 517 amino acids. NCBI's taxonomy places the organism in Eukaryota, Viridiplantae, Streptophyta, Magnoliopsida, Solanales, Solanaceae.
CUCCACACCUCUCUUUCCAUCUACCUUUCUUCCUUAGUCGUCUUAUUCUCUUUAAGCUAAAAACUCAUUAUUUUUCUCACUUUGAGUACUUCUUGUUUUCAUUUGAAAAAAUCCAAGAAAGUCACUUAUUUCUCUAGUUAUAGUUCAUUGAUUUGUGGGGUUGGUUCCAUUCUUGUGAAUAAAUUUUACAAUGGGAGAUGAGUCAACUGGAAGAGUUUCAAUUGAUGCUCAUGAACAAACAAGUAGUAACAAACUUCCAAAUUUUCUCCUAUCAGUUAAGCUCAAAUAUGUGAAACUUGGCUACCAUUAUUUGAUUAGCCAUGCUAUGUAUUUGUGCCUCGUUCCAAUUUUGUUUGCUGUACCUGUUCAUCUUUCUACAAUAACUGUGGAAGACGUGGUCCAAUUAUGGGACCAACUCAAAUUCAAUCUUGUCACAGUUAUUUUGUGCUCAGCCCUAAUGGUUUUCUUGGCUACACUUUAUUUUAUGACUAGGCCACGAAAAGUGUACCUAGUCGAUUUUUCGUGUUACAAGCCUAAACCUGAUGUUAUGUGUCCUAAGGAGUUAUUCAUGGAUAGGUCAAAACAAGCCGAGAUUUUCACUGAGGAGAAUUUGGCCUUCCAAAAGAAAAUACUGGAGAGGUCUGGUUUAGGUCAAAAGACGUAUUUUCCGGAGGCACUUUUGAGAUUGCCACCAAAUCCUAACAUGGCUGAGGCAAGAAAAGAAGCUGAGAUGGUUAUGUUUGGUGCAAUUGAUGAAUUAUUGGAGAAAACUGGUGUGAAGGCUAAGGAUAUUGGGAUUCUUGUGGUGAAUUGCAGUUUGUUUAAUCCAACUCCAUCACUUUCUGCCAUGAUUGUUAAUCACUAUAAGCUAAGAGGCAAUAUUAUGAGUUACAAUCUUGGUGGUAUGGGCUGUAGUGCUGGAUUAAUUUCAAUUGACCUUGCCAAGCAGAUGCUACAGGUGAACCCCAACUCUUAUGCACUAGUAGUCAGCAUGGAGAACAUAACACUCAAUUGGUAUUUUGGCAACAACAGAUCAAUGCUCGUCUCAAAUUGCAUCUUCCGAAUGGGAGGUGCUGCAAUUUUACUAUCGAAUAAAUCAUCCGAUCGUCGCCGUUCAAAGUACCAACUCGUCCACACAGUACGCACACACAAGGGUGCAGAUGACAAGAGCUACGGCUGUGUGUUCCAAGAAGAAGACGACAACAAAAAAGUCGGUGUUUCGUUGUCCAAAGACCUAAUGGCUGUAGCAGGGGAGGCCUUAAAAACCAACAUCACGACUCUCGGACCAAUAGUACUCCCAAUGUCCGAACAACUGCUAUUUUUCAUCACAUUAGUCGCGAGGAAAGUGUUCAAGAUGAAAAUUAAACCGUAUAUUCCUGAUUUUAAGUUGGCGUUCGAGCAUUUUUGCAUUCAUGCUGGUGGAAGGGCAGUGUUGGAUGAGUUAGAGAAGAAUCUUGAACUAAGUCAAUGGCAUAUGGAGCCGUCAAGAAUGACACUUUAUAGAUUUGGUAAUACUUCGAGUAGUUCAUUGUGGUAUGAAUUGGCAUAUACUGAAGCUAAAGGGAGGAUCAAGAAAGGAGAUAGGACAUGGCAAAUUGCAUUUGGUUCAGGAUUUAAGUGUAACAGUGCUGUGUGGCGUGCACUAAGGACUAUUAAUCCUUCUAAGGAAAAGAAUCCUUGGAUGGAUGAAAUUAAUGAAUUCCCAGUUCAAGUGCCUAGAAUUGUAACUAUUAAUGAUUCUUGAAGAAUUAAUUAUUUUCAACCCCAAAAAAGGGGAAGAAAUAAAUUAUGUGAUCAUUGUAAUAUUACCUUUGUUAUUAUUACUAGCUACUAGGUGGAUAUGUACUUUGGUUAUGAAAGCAAUACAAUUACUUCUAUUUU